GACGUUUCUGCAGAGAAACAGAGGAUUUAUCCAUUUUUAACCAAUAACGUGAGCAAACCGACAGAGGAAACACGUAUUUAUUCAUCGUAUUGGAGAUUAUUAGGAGAAUAUAUUAACUGUGUGGUUUUCCUGUGACGUCCGGGACCGGAAAAGAGCCGUUUCCCCCCGACAGCUGGUUUGCGGAUUCCCCCCUACAAGCUUGAAGCUGUGUGAGCCGGCUGAGAUGAGCGGUCCAGAGGUGGCCAAGACACCGGGAGGUGGAGCUCCGGGCAAGGAGGGAAAGGAGCAAGUGGCCAACGGGCACGCAGGAGAGGGCAGCGACUCCAACCCAUUCGCUGAGUACAUGUGGAUGGAGAAUGAAGAGGAGUAUAACAGACAGGUGGAAGAGGAGCUGUUGGAGCAGGAGUUCUUGGAGCGCUGCUUCCAGGAAAUGCUGGAGGAGGAGGACCAGGAUUGGUUCAUCCCUUCACGUGACCUUAACAACCAGGGGGUGGGGCAGCUGCAGCAGCAGCUCAACGGCCUGUCCGUCAGCGAUCACCACAACAACCCGGAAGAAGUGGCGAGGAAGAGCAUCUUGAAUCCCGAAGCAAAGGAGUUCGUCCCGGGGAAGAAAUACUAGGAGUCCCCCUCACCCCCAUGGAGCCACACACACACACACACACACACACACGUUCUCACAUAUUCCCAGAGACUCUGGCGGCCACGACCGCACACACACUGAUUCACACACAGACACACACACACACACACUCACUCCUACACACUUGAAGUCAUUGGCGUGCUGGCAGGCCCAGUUGGGGGGUGGGGGGAUUUCUUUUUCUUUCUUUCUUUCUUUCUUUUUGUUUCUUUAAUCUUUUUAUUUCUUGUAAACUGAGGGACAUUGGGAACAGGGGUGGGGGAGGGGUGUAAUACCAGCACCGCCCUACUGCGGGCGCUAGCUCAUCAUUGCAUUUCAGAUGACACUGGUGAUGUGUACAGAGUAUGCAGAUCUUAUUGAUGUCCCCUUGGAACUGAGGCAGCUACCAAGGAGUGAUGCCAGGACAAAACAUCUAAUAAAUAUGAAAAAUUGCUUCA
Molecule: messenger RNA, 1074 nt
Organism: Perca flavescens (yellow perch)
Lineage: Eukaryota; Metazoa; Chordata; Actinopteri; Perciformes; Percidae
Gene: paip2b
Product: poly(A) binding protein interacting protein 2B
Exons: 4
Coding region: 224-619 (131 amino acids)
Biological process (GO): negative regulation of translational initiation
Cellular component (GO): cytoplasm
Molecular function (GO): mRNA regulatory element binding translation repressor activity
Source: RefSeq, a predicted model, not a curated record